Molecule: messenger RNA, 5142 nt
Organism: Verticillium dahliae VdLs.17
Lineage: Eukaryota; Fungi; Ascomycota; Sordariomycetes; Glomerellales; Plectosphaerellaceae
Product: histone demethylase JARID1A
Exons: 5
Coding region: 1-5142 (1713 amino acids)
Biological process (GO): chromatin remodeling
Cellular component (GO): nucleus
Molecular function (GO): DNA binding; histone demethylase activity
Source: RefSeq, a predicted model, not a curated record
AUGGUUUCUGCGCCGACCAUUGGCAAUGUCGCUGCUGGAGGCAAUGCAAGCGCGCCUACGAGCUCGCGAGCGUCUCCAGCUGUCGGUGCCGGCAAGACGAAGGCCGGCCAGGUCAACUCUAACGGAUACCACCCGACGAACCCUCAGAUCCCCCUGAGCUCCAUGACGAGCCUGCCACUCGACUUGUCGUCGGUCGAGCGACGCGGUCAGCCGACGGCUGCGAAAGAGCCGAUGAAGAAGAAGAACCGACCACACGGACUCGAGGAGGCGCCGACGUACUGUCCGACCGAAGAGGAAUGGAAGGACCCUUUCGAAUACAUUCGAAAAAUCACGCCCGAGGCCAAGCAAUUCGGCCUAUGCAAGAUUAUUCCUCCCGACUCGUGGAAUCCCGAGUUCGCCAUCGACACAGAACGGUUUCACUUUAGGACACGCAAGCAGGAGUUGAACUCGGUCGAAGGAAGCACACGCGCCAACAUGUCUUACCUCGAUGCGCUCGCCAAGUUCCACAAACAGCAGGGUAACAACCUGCACCGUUUACCAUAUGUUGACAAGAAACCACUUGACCUCUAUCGGCUAAAGAAGGCUGUGGAGGCGCGUGGCGGCUUUGAAAAGGUGUGCAAGGGAAAGAAGUGGGCUGAAAUCGGCCGUGAUCUCGGAUACAGCGGCAAAAUCAUGUCUUCAUUGUCGACAUCGCUCAAAAACUCGUACCAAAAAUGGCUCUGCCCGUACGAGGAUUACCUCCGAGUGGCCAAGCCCGGCGUUCACCAGCAGCUCGAGCUCGAAAACGGCGGACCUUAUACCCCGAGUCCAUCAGGCACGCCACUCAAGCCAUCCAAUGUCAACACACCGUCCAGCGCCAGAGCCGAGUCGCCUGCGCGGCAAGCCUCUGAUGCGCUCCAAGCAACACUCAACACGAAGAAAGAGGCUGAUCGUGACACACCCAUGUCCGACACACCACUAGCACCACAAAGUCAACCUGUCUCAUCUGGUUUCAAGGCAAUCAACACAGGGGGCUUCACGGCGGUAAACUCGGGCUUCACCAGCGUUAACCGCCAGUCCAAUGCCGAUGCGACGAGCACUCCUCCGCGAGCAUUUGGCACCCCCAUCAACUCAGCGAAGAAUACCCCCGAGUACCGUCCGUCGGGCCUAGGGCCGGCAACGAAUCUCAAGCGUCAGAUGAGCUCCGACAGUCUCAAAUCCGCCAAGCGGGACCCGGUCGAGCCCAAGGAAGACGCCGAUGGUGCCAACAGCAGGCGCAGCAAGCGUCUCAAGAAGGACGCCGUGCCCACAGUGGCCGGCUCUCACAUGUCUCUGUUCCGACCGUCUGGGCCCAGACCUCCACGCGAUGAGAACUCAACGCCUGGGGAGAAAUGUGAGACUUGUGGCAAGGCCGAUGAGGCGGGUCCUCUGCACCAAAAAGUCGACCCCGAAUGGAACUGUCCGCGCUGUCUGGUAGGCGAUGGACAGUAUGGAUUUGAAGAGGGCGGUCUUUAUUCGCUUCGUCAGUUCCAACAAAAGGCUGCCGACUUCAAACAAGGGUUCUUCGAACGAAAGAUGCCGUACGAUUCGGUCCUCAAGUGCCACCGACCAGUUACCGAGGAGGAUGUUGAAACCGAGUUCUGGCGCCUAGUUGCAGACAUGGAAGAGACGGUCGAGGUCGAGUAUGGCGCCGACAUCCACUGUACGACACAUGGCUCUGGCUUCCCAACCGUCGAGAAGCAUCCAAAGAACCCAUACUCAACCGAUCCUUGGAACCUGAACCUCUUGCCACUACAUCCUGAGAGUUUGUUUAGGCAUAUCAAGUCCGACAUCUCGGGCAUGACGGUUCCCUGGGUCUACGUGGGCAUGAUUUUCUCAACCUUCUGCUGGCACAACGAAGAUCACUACGCGUACUCGGCCAACUACCAACACUUCGGCGCAACGAAGACGUGGUAUGGCAUUCCCGGGGAAGACGCGGAAAAGUUUGAGGCGGCGAUGAGAGAGGCUGUGCCUGAGCUGUUCGAGACACAGCCGGAUUUGCUCUUUCAGCUCGUCACACUUCUGACUCCGGAGCAACUCAAGAAGGCUGGCGUCAGGGUCUUCGCAUUGGACCAGAGAGCCGGACAAUUUGUCAUUACUUUCCCCCAGGCAUAUCACGCUGGCUUUAACCACGGCUUCAACUUCAACGAGGCCGUCAACUUUGCCCCCUGCGACUGGGAGCCGUUUGGUCUUUCCGGCGUGAACAGGCUUCGCGACUUCAGAAAGCAGCCAUGCUUUUCGCACGACGCACUUCUCUGGACGGCAGCCGAGGGAACAGCAACAAACGGCCUGACCAUCCAGACGGCAAAAUGGCUAGCGCCAGCACUUGAGCGCAUCCACGAGCGUGAGCUUGCAGCUCGAGCAGACUUUAUUUCGAAACAUGUUCAGUCGCAGGGGCACAAGUGCAGUCUCACGGGCGCCAACAACAGUGACUGCCCGCUUGCGUUUGAGAUUGAGGAAGCUGACCUGCCUUUAGAGGAUGACUACCUCUGCUCUUACUGCAAGGCGUUCAGCUAUCUAUCUCGCUUCAAGUGCACCAAGACGGGCAAGAUUCUUUGCCUGCUGCAUGCCGGCCAACAUGCGUGCUGCGACGUACCCGAGUCCCAGCGCUAUCUUGGUGAGCAACACGUGCUCCUGUAUCGCAGGGCCGAAGAUGUUAUCGCCGCAACCUUCGCCAAGGUGUUGGAGAAGGCACACACACCUGAGGCCUGGGAGGAGAAGUACGACAAGAUGCUCGAGGAAGAGGCGACACCGUCCCUCAAGUCUUUGCGUGCUCUCCUUCACGAGGGCGAACGCAUUCCCUACGAUCUCGUUUCGCUGCCUUUACUGCGGGAAUUCGUCGAUCGAUGUAAUGAGUGGGUCGAAGAGGCAACAAAUUACACUGUGCGCAAGCAGCAGAACCGGCGCAAGAGCGACAAGGGCCUGACGAAUCGUAAGAGUUCCGUUGCGGACCAGAAGGAAAGAGAUGCGCGCGAUGUGAGCAACAUCUACCGCCUGCUUCAAGAAGCGGAACACAUUGGGUUCGACUGCCCUGAGAUCCUUCAACUGCGCGAGCGAGCCGACGGCAUCGAAACGUUCCAGAAGAACGCAAACAAGGCGUUGGAGCACUUGCACACAGCCACGGCAGAAGUCAUUGAGGAGCUCCUCGAAGAGGGCCGCGCUUUCAAUGUUGACAUCCCCGAGGUUGGCCGACUGUCGCGUAUCCUUGAUCAGCUGAACUGGAACGACAAGGCGCGCCGGAGCCGCAGCGUUGUCCUCAAUUUGAACGAGGUCAAAGAGCUCAUCGAAGAGGGCCAGCGUCUGGAGAUACCAUCCUACAACGACCAUCUUACCUACUAUCUUGACCAGAUGCAUGCCGGGCAGGUAUGGGAGAAGAAGGCGCGCGAACUCAUCUAUGCGGAGGCUGUGCACUACGCCCAGUUGGAGGCCCUUUCCACGCAGGUCACGGUCAAUUCGCUGCCAGUCUCUCAGGAGACCCUUGCAGCUGUGGAUGCCAUUCUGCACAAGCAACGGGAAGCCCACCGCCAGAUCCUGGACUUGACCGAGAGAUCGCGUCAUCCCGACAUUCGCAAGCGACCCAAAUACACUGAAGUGGCUGAAAUCAUGCGAAAGCUGGAAGACCUCAACUCGAAGCCCAACGGUACGUUGGAUCUCGGCCGCGAGCAAAAGCGUCACGAGGACUGGAUGCGUGAGGGCAAGAAGCUAUUCGGCAAGACAAACGCCCCUCUGCAUAUUCUCAAGAGUCACAUGGAAUAUGUUCUCGAGCGCAAUCAGGAUUGCUUCGACAUUGUCAACGACAAGCCGCGGACUCCAGCCGAACCCGCAUCGCGAGAAGCAAGCCCGGAAGGGAGGGCCAGCCGUUUCGAAGAUUCUCGUGUGCGCGAAGUGUUUUGCAUCUGUCGCAAGGUCGAGGCCGGCAUGAUGAUCGAGUGCGAAUUGUGUCAUGAGUGGUACCAUGGAAAGUGUCUCAAGAUUGCUCGCGGCAAGGUCAAGGACGAGGACAAGUAUACCUGCCCCAUCUGCGAUUGGCGUCUAAAGGUUCCGCGAGAUGCCGCCCGGCCAAAGCUCGAGGAUUUGCUUGCGUGGUCCGACAAGAUUAGCAACCUUCCCUUCCAGCCGGAAGAGGAAGAAGUUCUGCAACAAAUCAUUGACAACGCGCAAGAAUUCCGCAACCAUGUCGCGGGCAUUUGCAACCCGCUUGUGUCGACCAAAUCAGAAGCAGACACGCAGCGAUUCUACCUCCGCAAGAUUGAGGGCGCCGAGAUCCUCCUCGCCUACGAAACAAACUUUUUCAGACAGGAACUGCACAAGUGGUGCCCCGUCGCCCCGAACCCGCCGCCCGUACUGGAGGUGUCUAAGAGCACGCGCAAGCCACGCCCUACGAAAUUGCAGAAGCUGCUGGCCCAAUACGGCGUUGAUGACCCAGAAGACCUUCCCGAGAACAUGAAGCAGAAGGCCGCGAGCUUGAUACGCAAAGCACAAAAUGCCGAGGCUGCUGCUAAUGCCCACGCAGCCGGUGUUGCGGCGUCGGCAGCCGGGGCACUGGUCCCCCCUGGGUCAGCCAUGCAUCCAAUGUUUGGCCAUAAAUCACACCAAUCGUCCGCCACACCACCGAGCAUUUCCAAUGGCGAACGUGUCGGAGGCAGCCGGCAUUCGACAACAAGCAAGGACGAUGCCAUGGAUAUCGAUAGCGGACCAACGCUACACCCAGGCCUCUUCAUGCCCAACGGAAACGGAGGUCCACAGCUGGUCCAUGACAACUCAUCCAUGUCGCUGGAGGAUCGACUCAACAACGGCCAGGAGGACGGCCUCAACCUGCUUGAUCCGGGCCAGAGGAGUAAGGCUCUCGAGAUCCUAGGCAGGACGGAUGUCGGGCGCAAGAGGGCCGAGGAAAUGUACGGUCCAGGGGUUUGGAACGAGAACAAGGGUCUUCGACAGAGUCCAGCCACGGGUGCAACAGGAGGACCCCAAGAUGAGCGCGCUGUGGAUAAAAUGUUCGAAGACCUGACGAACCACGACGAUGACGGGCGCAAGGGCAGGGAGCCAUUCGACGGCUUUGUACCGACAGCGGAGAGCUUUGAAAACGAGCGCAACGGGAUGGACGCGCUGCUAGACGGCGAGUAG